AUGCGGAGGGAGGAGUUCGGGCUGACGGAAGACGGGACUGAUGUUGUUCCACCUAAACCAAUACCGUGGAGAGGUUUCCGUUCGGGUGGUUAUCUGCAAGUUAGCGAGGAGAAGUUGAUGACCAUAUCUGCAGCAACCGAUUCAUCAGAUGAAAUGGAUAUUUUCAUACCUAAUGCUGAAGGGAUGAUCCGGCUUGAGGAAAUACCUACAGAACCGCCAGCUGGAGCGAACCUGACAUUGGCGAUAGCUACUACUGACGACGUUGAUGGAGGACGGGUGGGCUCAUAUAUGAAAGGCAAGGGGGUAAUGACUGGUCCAGACAUCAGGGGUGGUCAGCUCUUCGGGCUGCAGAUGGGUUCUGGCUCUGGUUUUGCAAACACGGAGGGGGCCGAUGUGGCACUUGAGGAGGAUGAAGCUUAUGCUGGUGAGCAAAAAGAUGAAGAGGAAAUAGGCAGCAAUAAUCAGCUCUAUGUGGGGCAAGUAUUUGUCGACCGGGAUGCUUUCAAGGUUCACAUGUCGCUACAUGCAUUGGCUAACAAGUACAUAUACUUCAAGAGGAAGUCUGAGCCCGGAAAACUGGUUCUGGAGUGCAGUGGAGUUAACUGUCAAUGGCGGGUGUACGCAGCUAAAAUCACUGGGUGCCCGCUGUUUGAAAUCAAGACAUUGGAUAGUAACCACCAUUGCACUGUUAGCGAGCGGGGGCAGUUUAGGAGACAUGCAACCUCAUCAAUUGUUGGGGGAAUGAUGAGGAGCAAGUAUGUUGGUAUCGGAAGUGGCCCAAGGCCAGGAGCGUUGAGAGACCACAGUGUACCGAUAUCCUACUGGACUGCUUGGAAGUCCCGGAAGAUUGCUAUAGAGAAUGGGCGUGGAAAUGUUGCGGCAGCAUAUAGUACUUUACCUUUCUACCUCCAGCAGUUGGCCAUUGCGAAUCCUGGGACUCUGGUCGCAUUGGAGACAAGCAAGGGACCAGGCAAUGUCCAGCGUUUCAAGUACCUCUUCCUGUCAUUUGGGGCAAGCCAAAAAGGAUUUGAUUUCAUGAGAAAGGUAGUCAUCAUUGAUGGAACGCACUUGAAGGGGAAGUUUGCAGGGUGUUUGCUCACAACAAGUGUACAAGAUGGGAACUAUCAGAUAUUUCCGAUUGCGUUUGGGAUAGUGGAUAGCGAGAAUGACCAAUCAUGGACAUGGUUCUUCAACAAGCUCCUUGCUGUAGUGACUGAUGCUACUGACUUAGUCUUUGUCUCUGACAGACACACCGCAAUAUACUCUGGAAUCCGUAGAGUUUAUCCGAUGGCUAAGCAUUGUUCUUGCCUGCUACAUCUCCAGAGGAACGUCCAGACGAUCUUCAAGAAGAAGCAUUUGGGGUACCUUCUGGGUAGAGCAGCAAGAGCUUACAAACUGGAGGAUUUCUACUUGCACUUCAACGAGCUCAAGGUGGUUGACGGCGCUUGUGCGGAUUAUCUGAUCCGGGUUGGACUUGAGCACUGGACUAGAUCACAUUUUGAUGGGGCAAGGUACAACAUUAUGACAAGUAACCUCGCUGAGUCUCUGAACGCAACACUGUCUGAGGCUAGAGAAUACCCAAUUGUCCCUCUUCUGGAGUAUAUUAGGUCAAUGGUGAUGGGAUGGUUCUCUUCGAGACGUGAUGCAGCAGCAAAGAAUGUGGGGGCACUAACUCCGAAAGUUACUGAUAUCGUCAUGCGCAACUUCAAAGACUCCACAGGAUAUGCUGUCAAACACAUCAUAAACAAUGAGUACGAAGUUGUUAAUGGAAAUGGGAUGUAUCACCGUGUGGAUCUUGAUAAGAAAACUUGUUCUUGCAAGGAGUUCGGCGCGCUGGCCAUCCCUUGUGCUCAUGCAGUAUCUGCUGCCAUAUAUUGA
Molecule: messenger RNA, 1878 nt
Organism: Brassica oleracea var. oleracea
Lineage: Eukaryota; Viridiplantae; Streptophyta; Magnoliopsida; Brassicales; Brassicaceae
Exons: 6
Coding region: 1-1878 (625 amino acids)
Molecular function (GO): zinc ion binding
Source: RefSeq, a predicted model, not a curated record